Messenger RNA from Anopheles coustani, 1877 nucleotides. Its product is annotated as major facilitator superfamily domain-containing protein 12-like. Bases 79 to 1761 code for a protein of 560 amino acids. Gene Ontology annotation, biological process: carbohydrate transport. Lineage: Eukaryota; Metazoa; Arthropoda; Insecta; Diptera; Culicidae. Gene Ontology annotation, cellular component: membrane. The record is from RefSeq and is a predicted model, not a curated record. Gene Ontology annotation, molecular function: symporter activity. The transcript has 5 exons.
CGGUUUACAUGCGUCUGAACAGCGCCCGCAUAGCCAGUCACUUCGUGAUACAGCGUGAGUGAGCACGCGGAUUGUAAAAUGGCCGGCACGGGAAGUAGAACGCCGCUGGCAAACGGAAGGACCACCGCCCACCAUCGCUAUGGAGCGACGACGGAGACACGGGCGGCUGUGGUGGCGGCGGUGAAUGGAAACAUCGGCGAACCGUACGACCAUACGGUGACGCCAGCGGGAAACGGUGCAGUACCCGGCCAGACGACGACGGUCGAUGAAGAGCGCGAGCAGCUCGACAAACGCUCCACGCUGAAACUGUGCGAGAAGAUCGGUUACGGACUCGGCCACGUGUACAACGAUCUGUGCGCCGGCGUGUGGUUCAGCUAUACGCUGCUGUUCAUGCAGGGCGCCCUGGGGAUGCCGGCGGCGGAAGCCGGUGCCAUGGUCAUGCUUGGGCAGGUCGGUGAUGCCAUCGCGACGCCGAUUGUGGGUCUUCUGACCGAUCGAUACGGCACCAAACGCCAGUGGCAUAUUGUAGGUACCUUUAUAGUAUUCCUCACCUUUCCGAUGAUCUUCUCGCUCUGCCCGUGGUGCUCGGUUGCGCCACACUGGUGGGAGAUUGUAUACUUCACGGCUGUGAUACUGGCGUUCCAGUUCGGAUGGCCGAUCGUGCAGGUGACCCACCUCGCCAUGAUACCGGAGUUGUCGCGCACGCAAAAGGAUCGGUCCGAUCUGACCGCCGUCCGCUACUCCGUCUCGAUCGUGUCCAACGUGAUCGUGUACAUCGUGACGUGGGCCGUCCUGAGGGCGAAUCGUUCCACGGCCGAAAAUCAAAUUGGCCCAACCGAUGCGUACCGGUUUCGGGACAUUUCCCUCAUUCUAACCCUAGUGGGUGUCUCCAUGUCGGUGCUGUUCAAUUUUUCACUCACAUUUAGCGGCUACGAGAAUCGUCGAAAUACGGCCCUGCAGCACAACAUCAUCCGACCGUCUUUGAGCGCCCCGGCCGAGACGGAUAUCGAGCGGGAGAGUUUGCUCGGUUCCGAACACAGAAAUGGCGGUCCAUUGGCUGACCUCGAUGCGGUGACGACGGUUAUGCGCAAACCAAAGAAAAACUUCUUCAAAUCUCCACUGCUUUACCAGAACGCGUUGUUGUACGUUUUUUCCAGGCUCUUCAUGACGACCUCGCUCGUUUACAUGCCCCUCUGGCUGGACGAACGAUCUUACCAGCCGAACGGUGCCGACGGCCAACCAGCAAGUGAUGCCAGCGUGGAGCAUCUCGCAACCGUCCCGCUCGUAUCCUUUCUGGCCUCGUUCGUGGCCUCGCUGGCCCUGAAGUACGGCAACCGUUUCGUGGGCAAUAGUCUGGUAUACUUCGUCGGGUCCGUCAUCAGUAUCAGCGUGUGUCUUUGGAUCGCUCUGACGCCACAGGCGGGCACCUUCAGUACGGUGUCCCUGUACGUGAUCGCUUCACUGUUCGGGGCCGGAAGUUCCAUCACCAUGAUCAGCAGCCUUUGCAUUACGGCCGACAUGAUCGGGAAGCAUGCCGAGCAAGGCGGCUUCAUCUACUCGGCCGUCACGUUCGCGGACAAGCUCAUCACCGGGGUGGUCGUGGUAAUCAUCGAGUCGGUCAAAUGCCGUGAUCGAACCGAAUGUCCCGAGUACUAUCGGGGUGUGCUGUCGUACGGGUGCGGAUUGGCAGCAAUUCUUGGCGGUCUCACGCUUGCCACCUUGUUAUGCACAAGGGCGUCGACCAGCCGAAGGCACCGGUAGUUGUGGCAUACCGAUAUACGGAGGCUCUGUUGUGUAUUAUAAAGUAUAGAAAAUGUUUUUAAAGUGUUUCUCAGAGUUUUUUUUUAAAACGAUUUAAAUAAAUUGUAUUAAGAUGA